GUUUGGAACUAUUUUGGUUUUCAUGUGAAGCAUGACCCUGAUGGUCAGUCAGAGGUUAUCGGUCCUCUUCAGCCAGUAGUGGCUUUGAUUGGUCAUGACAUCCUUUUGCCGUGUAACCUGGACCCUGUAAUGGAUGCUACUGAAAUGACUGUGGAGUGGGCGAGACCUGACUUAGACCCCAGAUUUGUCCUUGUGUGGCGUGACAGUGUCGACAUGGAGUCUAAAAAACAUCCAUCCUACACCAGCAGAACGUCUCUGUUCAAAAAUGAACUGAAGAAUGGAAACAUUUCACUGAAAAUCUCCAAAGUCAAACUGUCUGAUGAGGGAACGUACAGAUGUUUUGUUCCAGAGUUGGACAGAUACACUACAGUUCAGCUUGUUGUUGGUGCUGCCUCUUCAUCUGCUGCAUGGAUUAACAGCACCAUCAGCAGCAGGGUGGUGUUACAGUGUGAGUCUGCAGGCUGGUAUCCAGAGCCUGAGCUGCUGUGGUUGGACGGUGAGGGAAAGCUCCUCUCUGCUGGACCUACAGAGACCCUCAGAGGUCCUGAUGACCUCUAUACUGUCAGCAGCAGAGUGACUGUGGAGAAGAGACACAGCAACAACAUCACCUGCAGAGUCCAACAGAGGAACACCAACCAGAGCAGAGAGACACACAUACAUGUUCCAGAUGAUUUCUUCAUUGUCAUCAGUCCUCCCAGUAAUCAGACUAAUGACCCAAAUAUCAUUGCUGUGGUCAUCGGUGCUCUCGUUGUGCUCAUUCUGAUUCUUGCCGUUUCCUUUGUUGUCUGGAAGAAGAGACGAGCCAAAUGCAAAAAGAAGAAGAGUGAGGAGGACGGAGCUGAAAUUGGGUUAAAAGGAGAAAGUGAACCACUCAUGAGUGGAAAAGAAGAAGAUGAUGAUGUGGACAGAAGAGAAGCGCAAAUACAUGAAGAUAAAAGAGAAAUCAAACAAGAUCAGCUUGUUUUAGAAACAGAGCGAAUGAAGGACAUCAAGAGUCCACAAGAAGAAAGAAUAAAUCCAUCUAAUGACAGAGAGUCUUUGAUUACAAUAGAACAAGAAACACAUGAAGAACAGGAAGUGACAGGAAGAGAAGAAGAGCAUGAUGUGGACAACAGUGGAGAAAAAGUUAAAUGA
Messenger RNA from Oreochromis aureus, 1134 nucleotides. RefSeq names its product butyrophilin-like protein 1. Lineage: Eukaryota; Metazoa; Chordata; Actinopteri; Cichliformes; Cichlidae. The transcript has 5 exons. The record is from RefSeq and is a predicted model, not a curated record. The annotation marks the transcript as partial.